Messenger RNA from Colossoma macropomum (tambaqui), 2502 nucleotides. It is a transcript of the gene smyd4, whose product is annotated as SET and MYND domain containing 4. Lineage: Eukaryota; Metazoa; Chordata; Actinopteri; Characiformes; Serrasalmidae. The record is from RefSeq and is a predicted model, not a curated record. Bases 97 to 2355 code for a protein of 752 amino acids. Gene Ontology annotation, molecular function: protein binding. The transcript has 10 exons.
CUGCGGAAGUCGUGUCGCUGCAGGGAAGAGUGAGCUGCUGAGCGCCGCCGCUGGUUUUCUCGUUAUCUGUAGAAAUAUCUGCGCUUAUUUGUGCGGAUGGAUCUGCCUGGCCCGGAGUGGACACAGCAUGUAGAGCAGAGAUGGACCCGGCUGGGAUCCGCGAGCAGAGAGGGCUUUUCGCUGCUGACGGACACAGACGGGGUUUUCCGCUUCGCCCAGUCCGGAGUUCAGCAAGAGGACCUUGAAGUUUUGUCCAGAAUUUCUGAGAGGUUUCCUGUGAAGAAGUCUCCUGAAUGUGCAGCCAGGUUUAGGGAACAAGGUAACCUCAGUUUUAAGAUCAAGGACUACAAAUCUGCUGCACUGUAUUAUUCCAAGGCUGCAUGUCAUGCUGGUAAAAGUACAGAGCAGCUGUCUUUAUGCUAUGCUAACCGUUCAGCUGCCCUCUUCCACCUUGGUCUGUACAGUAAAUGCCUGGAGGACGUCCAGCGGGCUCUCGAUGAAGGCUAUCCCAGCCACCUGCGGCACAAGCUGAUGGACAGGCGCGCGCAGUGUGUGAAUCGGCUCAAAGAACAGGAUCAACCAAAAACGCCGUCCUCCAAACAUCAGACGCCACAGACCGCAGAUAAGAACGAUGGGAAUACCCGUCCGCCAACUGUUCACUUCACUCCCGAAAAGGGUCGUCACCUGUUGGCCGCUGAGGACAAGUCAGCAGGGGAGGUAGUGCUCGAAGACGAGGCUUUCAGCUUUGUUCUUAUACCUGGCGAUGGACGAGACACGAAGACCAACAAAGCCUGUAUAUUCGGAACAGAGGGCAGAUACUGCCAUCACUGCUUGUGUCUGACUUUGAGCACUGUGCCAUGUGUGGGCUGUAGCUAUGCCCAGUACUGUGGACAGAGGUGCGCAAGCGAGGCAUGGAGACAGUAUCACUGCUUGGAGUGCCCAGUUGGCUCGGAGCUGCUGGCCCUUGGAGUGCUGGCACAUCUGGCCUUGCGAGUUGCUCUGAAAGCUGGGCUAAAGGAGGUCCAGAGGGCAAGACACAGUUGUUCCAACACAGAUGAUGUGCCAACGUCAGCAUGUGUCAGAAGUGACACAAGCAACGACAAACCUGGCUCCGGCGGAGAAAGUUCCCACUCAGAUCUGAAUGUGGAAGAGUCCAGCAGGUGUUCUGACCAUUCAGACUGCUACCAUGGUAGAUCAUACCUGGGCAUAUACAGCCUGUUACCACAUGUGAUGAAUCACCCCCCCAGCUUGCGCUUCCUGCUGGCUUUCACCAUGGUGGCGCUCUCUCGGAAGCUGGAAGAGGUGGGGUCUUUACCCGAGGCAUGGUCACGUCAUGAGCAGGAAGGAGAGAUUGGGGACUGGAGAGAGGAGCAGAGCAUGCUGGGAGCUACAGCUCUGAGACACAUGAUGCAGCUCAGAUGUAACGCUCAGGCUGUGACUGCAGUCAGAGUCAAAGAGGACGGCGGCCUAGCAGUGCAGUCCAGUGGGGAGGUCCGCAUUGCCACUGCAGUUUUCCCCGUCCUCAGUCUGCUCAACCACUCCUGUUGCCCCAACACCAGCAUCUCCUUCAGGCUGGGACUCGGCUCAGAUGCUCCAGUUUCUUCGGCUCCAGGCGUCGCAGUGACCAUCAGAACAUGUAAAGAUGUUGCUGCCGGACAGGAGCUGCUGCACUGCUAUGGCCCACACUGUAGCAGAAUGGAUGUAAGGGAACGCCAGCGCCUCCUGCUGGAGCAGUACUUCUUCCACUGCCACUGUGAGGUUUGCAAGAAGGAGCUAGCAGCUGGAACUGGGAAUCUAGCAACAGCAUCUCAUGGGCUCAAGUGUGAAAGAUGUAGAAGCUCCCUUCAGGCCCGUGCAGACGUCCAUGUUUGUCCACAGUCGUCCUGUAAUUAUCGAAUCUCAAACACAGAACUGCAGGGAAGAAUACAGACGCUGCAGCAGCGCCUGGGCCGAGCAGUAGAGCUGAUGGAGAAUGACAGACUAGAUGGGGCCCUAAGGGUCUUACAGGAAGCUGCCACUCAGGCAGACAGCAUCCUAAUGAAGACUCACCCGCUGCAGGGGGAGCUGGCUGAUGCAACAGCACGUGUGUUUGCUACCCUGGGGGACUGGACACAAGCUGCAUCACAUUUGAAACGCAGUGUUGCUGCUGUCCGUUGCCAGUUUGGGGAGGACAGUGUGGAGCUCGGCCAGCAGCUCUUUAAACUGACACAGCUGUAUUUUAACGGAAGAGACAGGCAGUCUGCUCUGUCAGUAAUUCCCACAGCUCAGCGUCUCCUCUCCCUCCACUGUGACCCUCACUGUGAGGAGCUGCAGGAGCUCCAGCAGAUGGAGGCCUGCCUACACGGAGCAGAGUAGCACAAAGACAUCCUCACUCACUCGUGAAGAAACUCAGUCUUCACAGGGUUUGGUGAAGUGUAGCCUCUGUUCUGUCAGCUUCGCUGUAUUACACAGUGAGAUUCAAAUAUAUGGAUGCAUUUCUGAGACAUUUUUAAAUAAACAUAA